AUGGAAAGCCUGGACGCUAAUUUUCCUGUGCGACACAGAAAGGUCUCAUUAGAAAGCAAGGGAAACAAGACAGAGAUUGUGAUCUGCAGCUAUGAAGAUCAUAUCCUUGUCAUAGCAACGCAGAUUGGAGCCAUGGGAACUAUAUUGCACGCAAGGAAGGAAGAAGGGAUGUCUGUUGAGCCAACAUUUAGUGUCUCAGUGAUAUUUGGAAAGCGAGAUGAGCCAAUGCUGACAGCAACUGCUCGAAGACUCAUUGAACACAUAAGUUCUUAUGUUCCCUCGAAGCCUCUGGUUCUCUCACUUGGUCUCAAAGAUCAUUCUUCGGAGACGUUGAAGGAAAUUGUAGCGGCUGUGAUCGAGAAUCGCCUUUGGUAA
Microthlaspi erraticum is the source of this 375-nucleotide messenger RNA. NCBI's taxonomy places the organism in Eukaryota, Viridiplantae, Streptophyta, Magnoliopsida, Brassicales, Brassicaceae. The record is from the annotation of a GenBank genome assembly.